AUGUCCUUCAAUCCCCCCAAGUACGGUGACGAGGUCCAAAAAGUGUCCAAAGACACACCACUCGAAGAGAUCGUGUAUUUGCUCAAACGAGACGGUGGGGUUUUUAUCAAGAACCUCAUUCCGGAAAGUGACGUCGACCAAGCCCAUGAGGAAGUCAAAUCGCGACUGGACGAGGAUGUCGAAUGGAACGGUUCAUUCUUUCCAGCACAAACCCAACGGGCUCCAUCCCUUAUCGCCAGAAGCCCGACCUACACCAAGACCCAGCUCAUGAACCCACUCUUCCGCGCCGUCUGCGACCACUUCCUCACCUCCCGCCGAUGGUACUGGUGGGGUGAUGAGAAGAAACUCUCCGUGUCCAAGCCCUACGUGCAUUCCUGCGUGGCGAUGCGCAUCGGUCCUGGCGGCACGGCCCAGCCCCUGCACCGGGACGACUACAUCAGCCAUCGCUGGCACCAGGAGAUUGGGCAAUGGGACGAUGUCCGCGACGCCGAGCGCGAGGCCUCCGUCGGACUGUUCGUGGCCGGCUGCCGCGUCACCAAGGAGAAUGGGGGCACGGCGUUCAUCCCGAGGAGCCAUCUAUGGGGUUCCGACCGGACGACUCCCCCAAAAGUGGAGCAGUGUAUCUACGCCGACAUGGAGAAGGGCGAUGGGUUCAUCAUGCUUGCCUCCGCGUAUCACGGCGGAGGCGCAAAUAUCACCCAGGAGGAGAAACGCUUGAUGUUCGCCACCUUCAUCAUUCGGGGUUACCUGCGUCAGGAGGAGAAUCAGUUCCUGGCCGUGCCGGCCGAUGUCGCCCGCAGCUAUGAUCGGGAGGUCCAGGAAUACAUGGGGUAUACGAUGAGUGAGCCGGCGUGUGGCUGGGUCGAGCAGCUGGAUCCGAUUUACCACUUACGUCCGGAGUUGAAGGAAGAUGAGCGACCGACGGAUUUCUAG
Aspergillus aculeatus ATCC 16872 is the source of this 933-nucleotide messenger RNA. Its product is annotated as phytanoyl-CoA dioxygenase family protein. Lineage: Eukaryota; Fungi; Ascomycota; Eurotiomycetes; Eurotiales; Aspergillaceae. The record is from RefSeq and is a predicted model, not a curated record. The transcript is spliced from 3 exons. The coding region runs from base 1 to 933 and encodes 310 amino acids.